AUGAGGAUUUCGAUUAAAAGAGGUGUUUGGACAAACACAGAGGAUGAGAUCCUCAAGUCUGCUGUGAUGAAAUACGGGAAGAACGAAUGGGGUCGUACGUCUUCCUUACUUGUGCGCAAAUCCGCUAAACAGUGUAAAGCUCGUUGGUACGAAUGGCUCGAUCCUUCCAUCAAAAAGACUGAGUGGACCAGAGAGGAAGAUGAGAAGCUGCUUCAUCUUGCUAAGCUCCUGCCGAGUCAAUGGAGAACAGUCGCUCCCAUGGUCGGCCGCACUUUGUGUGAAUGCAUCGACCGCUACGAAAAGCUUCUGGAUGCAGCUUGUGUAAGGGAUGAAAAAUAUAACGAUCCAAGGAAAUUACGACCCGGAGAGAUUGACCCAAACCCGGAAGCAAAGCCUGCUCGACCCGAUGCAGUUGACAUGGAUGACGAUGAAAAAGAAAUGCUUUCAGAAGCAAGGGCUCGAUUAUCCAAUACAAGGGGAAAAAAAGGCAAAAAGGAAGGCCCGGGAGAAGCAGAUUGA
Messenger RNA from Lactuca virosa, 519 nucleotides. NCBI's taxonomy places the organism in Eukaryota, Viridiplantae, Streptophyta, Magnoliopsida, Asterales, Asteraceae. The record is from the annotation of a GenBank genome assembly.